This is a messenger RNA of Lates calcarifer (barramundi perch), 3941 nucleotides long. It is a transcript of the gene cnstb, whose product is annotated as consortin, connexin sorting protein b. Lineage: Eukaryota; Metazoa; Chordata; Actinopteri; Centropomidae. Gene Ontology annotation, molecular function: connexin binding. Gene Ontology annotation, cellular component: plasma membrane; trans-Golgi network; transport vesicle. The transcript has 11 exons. The record is from RefSeq and is a predicted model, not a curated record. Gene Ontology annotation, biological process: positive regulation of Golgi to plasma membrane protein transport. Bases 941 to 2071 code for a protein of 376 amino acids.
CUCAUCAGUCUGAUAAAUGGAUUCAAUGUGUUUUCUGCUCUGUUUAUGUAAUGGUAACAACAGAAUGCAAAGACGGUGUACAUUUUUUGCUAUUCCCCUUGUAAUCCGGUGCACGGUUUAUCAGCUUAACACCCCCAUCAUAUGACCGCUUCAUCUGCUGUUACAUAACCACUGACACACAGCCAGGAGCCAGUGUGACACAUCUGCCAGAAGAUGGCAGCCUCGGCCACAUGCUCAAAUAAAUAAAGAAAUCACGACAUGUAGGAACAUCUAUCUUGCAAUGAGGGGAAGGUGAGAAAAAUCCCCGGAUCGGACCGUAAACAAGAAGCAUGAGAGAGUGUCGGAGACGGACAGAUGACAGAGUGAGGUUUGUGUGGAUCCUGCUGUAGGCCGACGGGGGAGAGGAAAACACAGCCACGCUGCUUUCGGGGCGUUGAUGUUCAGACGAGAAACUGCGAGACAUCAUCCAGCACUUGCUAGGGACAGGGAAAAGAAGCUACACUGAAUUCUGCAUGUAAGAGAGAAGAGCAAAACACAGUAAACCACAGAUAGGACUGCAGAGAGCCAACAAGAACUGGGAACUACAUCCUUUGUAGACUGUGGUGGACAUUUCAAAUCUCGUUCUGUUCUCGGCCACCCAGGAGAGGUGAAGGAAGAUUAAAUCACAUGCUCUGUCAACAGUGAUCCCAAACCGAACCUGCAGAGACCUCAUACUUCACUGUUUGAGACCCCACUGAAGUCUUUCCAGGAGCUUCAAGCAACACAUACUUUCCCAAGUAAUUUGCUCCUCUUACUUCGAUAAAGGUCAGAGACAUUUUGUUGUUGUUGUUGUUUCAAGUGAAGGCCCAAAAGAGACCCAGUCGUGGACCACACCAGGGUCCUGGACAAGCUUUUGGGGAACACUGAUUUGGACGAGAAGAUUGGGAAAGUGACAGAGGCGAUGGGUAACAAGAAUACCAGCCCGCCGAAAGGUCCUGACACUGGUCUUACACAGAAAGAGGAAGACGUAUUCAUUGAUAGUACCACAGGAGGUGUCUCUGGAGAUGGACCGCUGGGCCUCAGCCCAGAGCUGCUGGCCUCCCUGCAAUCCCUCGGAGAAAACAGUGACUACACACUGCUGCCACACUCCUUGCACCAGAUUGCAGAGGCCUACUCACUCAAAGAGGACUAUCAGUGGGCUAUUCAGUUCCUACAGCUGGAGAAGCUCUACCAUGAACGUUUGCUCUCCAACCUCACCGCCCUGCAGGAAAACUGGGAGAGCCGGUGGAGAGAGAAGAACACUGAGAGCAGUUUGCCUGCUGAGACAGACACCAUCACUCAGAAACACAUUGAGACACUGAGCCAGAUCUGCAGGACACACCCCAGACCAUCCAUCAGUGUGGACCAGAACAAGCUGAAUAUGGUGCUGAAAGACACUCAGAGCAAGAGCCCGGAACUUCAGUCCUGCCAUGAUAAAGUCAACAAUCCUGAAACAUCACAGGAGGAUCGAGAACAAGAGCAAAACAUGAACUCAGAGUCAUCGCAGACAGAGCAUCAGGAAGGAGGAAGGGAAGAGGAUGGAGAAGAGGAGGAGGAGACAUAUGAGGAAGGACAGGAAGUAGAAGAGGAGGAGCCGUGUGAGGAGACGCCAGAGGAGGAGGAGGUGAAGGUGGAGUGGCCAACAGGAGUCCCCCAGGCUUCAGACAAGGACCUGGCCAAACUGUCCCACACAGAAGGGAGUUCGUCUCCUGAUGGUCUGGUCUCCAUUCUGAAGAGGAGGAGAGCAUCACUUGAUGGUCUGCCUCCCCCCAACAACAUCGCUACCAAACAGAACUCUAAACGCAAAGUUCGCUUCAGUGAACCAGAGGACGGCAUUGAGCAAGAUGAGGUAGGUGGAGAUUCCUGCCUGAUCCUCCUGCUGCUGUGCCUGGUUACUGUGGUGAUCAGCAUAGGCGGGACCGCUCUCUACUGCACCCUGGUGGACACUUACUCCAACAUUUGCACCGACUUCACUCACAACGUCGACUUCUACGUGAUGAACAUACGGAGGUUCUUUGAAGGGCUCGGACACUGGCUGCCUCUCCGGACUUAGAUAGUUUCAUCUGGAUUCCAGACAAGACCUGUUUCAGACAUUUAUGCUGUAACAGACAGUGUAAAGUAGACAGUGAGGAUGAGUAAGACUCCACAGACGUGGGACCUACAGGCAUCAAUCUGAUGCUACCAUCCAGAGUGUUUAAAGCUUUGAUUUCUUCUACAGUGACUGGACUUGUGUCUGAGCAGAAGAGCUCACUAAGACUUGUAAAUUUCAUCAAACAGAGUAAGAUUUGUGUGUCAAUAACUGGGUGCUCAAAGCAACACCAAACAGUAAAAACUCUAAAUUUCUUCACCUCAGAAGAAAAAUGAUGUGUGCAUGUUGUGGGAUGAGAGUUUAAAAAAAAAAAAAAAAAAAAAAAAAAAAAACUUGUUUACUACUGUCUGUGUGGAUAUUUCAUCCUCAAACUGAACCUUACAGAUAACCACACAAGAGGGCUCACAACUCUCAGUUAUAUUUAUAUUUUAACAGAAAUAGUUUAUCUAUGUAGUAGUGUUUCCCUCGCAGUUGUAGCAGUUGUAGCUGUGGAUAAAUCUGUCUUUAGUUCCAGAGGCUUUCUUGUUCUGGCGAUGUCAGUUUGACUCGUACCACUGAUGGGACAAAUGAUGAUUUUUUUCCCUUUUAAUGUCAUGCUACCAUUAUCAUUUGCUCUUUUGACCCUUCUCUGCUAACUGAAUACACUGUAUACCUACUGUCUAUCAGACACUUUAUACAGCGCAACAACAAAGAUUUCUUUCAUUUAAUUCCUGAUUUAAUUCCUCAUUUAAUUCCUGAUUCUAUAUAUAGAUGAGCCUUUAUGAUCCUUUUACUGAAAAGGCUAAUUUCAUAACUGCGUGUUUACCUCUGUACAAGUGGUUACUCUUAACAUUCCUCUUUUCAUAUGAAGACGACCAGUUCAAAGAGAAGCAUUGUACUGUAUAUGAUAUUGGUAUAUGUACAAAGUGUCCUAUUAAAAACAAAGCACAGCAUCACGAGUGCAUGAAUGAUGCUGCAUAUGUAGAUUCAGGAGGAGUGUGGCGCUUGGAAAUGAAAAUAUCAAGACUACCACCUUAUAAUACAAUACAUUUUAGUGUGGUCAUCAUGGUUAUCAGUAUGCAAAACAGUAACUUAACAGCCGCUCCACAAACUCAGGCACUUAACCCUGUGUGUACACUUUUGGUGCUUAAUGUUUUCAUGUUACUCCUUCAGUGUGUAACUAAAAUUUCUGCUCUGCAACUGGGUUUAUGAUCAGCGUCUGUCUUCUCCUGCAGUGUCCAAAAACCUAUACUGUGAUAUUAAAGGCCCAGUGCAUUGAGAAGAUGCUUUUGGAUUGCAUGAACAUUGAAAAUCAGAUCUCAGUCAAAAAUAGGCAAAAGAAAAAAAAAAGAGAAGAAAAAAUAUACCAUUAUUUGUGAACUCAUUUCAAAUAUUUCUUGAGUGUUCACGUGUUUAUUAGCUCCAAAUGUUCCAUGAGCUUACAAGCACAAUCUUGAGGCCUCUUUUAUAUGCACUGGGAGUUUAACAUCUAGUUUAAAUGGGUUAUGCUGUCUUUCUGUCCAUUUGUCCAAAAGCAGAGCUUUAUGGACCAACAAUUGUGUUUCCUGGCUGGCUCAAGAACACAAAAGAAAAUAUUGCUGUAAACACUACAUUUUUAUUGGAUUGGAGAAAAUGAUAUUUGAUCAGCAUGUUCUUUAUCCAUUACCCUGGACUGAUAUUUUUUUCACUCUCCUUUUGAACAGAUGUUUGCAAAGUGAUGAAUGUUACCUCUGUAUUGUCACUGUGGAUAUUAUUUACCAACAAGUGUUGCAUUAUGCAAUCCAUCUUUAUAUGUUUCAAUAUUUAUGUUCAGUUGUGUCCACAAGGGAAUACAAAUACAUAUAUAUUAACAUUU